CAACGACGAGUACAAACACAGUGGUGCAAAGUGCAUCACAAUCAUCAACACAAACCAACAGUAAAAACAGGACAAUGAAUCAAGCUCACUUUACCAUUCCAACUUUUCAUGGAUUAAAGUCAGAAAACGCUACACUUUGGCUCAAAAAUGUGGAAUUGUAUUGUUCUAUGCAAUCAUUAGACGAUGACCGCCAAUUACCAACAAUUAUUUUACAUCUCCGCGACGGUGCAAGACGGUGGUACGAUAAUCUUGAACCACGUGUGCAACAUGACUUAAAACUGUUAAAAGAACAAUUUCUUAAAUCAUAUCAACCAAGUACAUUUGUUGAUAUGAGAGUGAACGCCCAAACAAACGGUGAAACUUGUGAGAUGUUUUUAAAUCGUGUAGAAAAAAAGUAUCACUACACAAAUAUGGACGAACGGGUAAUCAUGGGCUUAGCUAUUGAAGGACUUCUACCCAACAUUAAAAGUCACGUAGUGCUACAACAGCCAUCCACAUGGCAAGAACUGAAAAGUGCGUGCUAUCUCGUAGAAAGCACAAUUCCUACGCAACCCAAUGUAUCUAUGGUGACCCAGGACAUUAAUAAAGAUAUCAUUGGCGCUAUAGCAGAAGGCGUGGCCAAGAAACUAAAGCAUGAAAAUGAACAAUUUACGCACCACCCUACACAAUAUUAUGAACAAAGUGAUCAGGUACAAGUACCUGAUAAUCAUUACGAAGUAAAUUAUACUUCACACCAGUACCGCCAACCAAAUCGUCAGGUACAUGAUUUUACCGGACACCAGGGACAACACCAAACUAAUUUCCAUCUACCUCCAAGACAGAGCAAUUACCAUUCUAGAGGCAAUGGUUACCAACAGAAUUCAUCACAUCAUCAACCUCAUCGACAUAAUAAUUACCAGUCUAGAACCAGUGGUUACCAAACAAAUUCUUCAUAUCCAUGCCGAUAUUGUGGUGAGUACUGUUCUCCUAUUAAACCAUGUGAAGGACCAAAUUAUUUCUGUACACACUGUAAACGUCCAGGCCAUCAUAUCAAUUUUUGUAAUAACAAGAAAGCUGGUCGACGUCCAUUUACGCGCCCAUAGGAUAAGGCGCCUGGCUCUAAGAAUACUUGGAACAG
Patella vulgata (common limpet) is the source of this 1117-nucleotide messenger RNA. RefSeq lists its product as uncharacterized. The record is from RefSeq and is a predicted model, not a curated record. Bases 75 to 1082 code for a protein of 335 amino acids. The transcript has a single exon. Lineage: Eukaryota; Metazoa; Mollusca; Gastropoda; Patellidae.